AUGACAGCCGAAGGAAACAAAUGUAAAUUGAAAAAUUUGCAUUGUCGCAUUAUUCAAAUAACGCUCUUUAUUGCUGGAAUCAUAUUAAUACUCUUUGGAAUUUCGAUGAUAUUUCUGACACCAAAUCUCAUCAAUACCAAAAUUCAUCAGCAAAAAAAUAUUGCUCAAAACAAUGAAUUAUAUCAUUAUUGGAAAAAUCCUGAUUAUAAGAUCAAUUCCGAGAUUUUUGUUUACUCAGUGAAAAAUCCACAACAGGUUUUAAAUGGAAAUAAACCAGAAGUUAUCAAAAUAGGCCCAUAUGCUUACAAAGUAAAUUUGGGAAAAAAUAUUGUUGGUUUUGGUGAUGGUUCUAUUAAAUAUCAGAAUGUCCAUAACUUUAUUUUCGACAUGAACGCUUCUUGUGCCGAAUGUUCGCUAAAUCGUGAAAUUUGGAUUCCAAAUAUUGUCUUCCAGAAAUUUGUCGAAAUAGCCUCAAAUCCAAUGACAACUAUAGCACAAGUGGCUCUUACUUCACAACGACCAUUUUUGAAAGUUUCUGUGGACGAUAUUUUGUUUAAUGGAUACGAAGAUCCAUAUCUUGCAAAUAUAUGUCAAAUACCACUUAUGGAUAUAAUUUGCAAAUCGAUAUUGAAAAUUCCGAAUAGGAUUGGCUUCCUGAUGAAUAGAAAUGGAGCACAGAAAGUCAUCGAAAUAUCUACCGGUAGCGAUGAUGGUAGCAUAGCAGCUGGUGAAGUAUUAAAAUGGGAUGGAUUAAAAUUACUACCUGAGGACUGGUGGAAUAGUAAACAAGCUAGGGAAAUUAAUGGGACAGAUGGUGAACUUUACAAACCACUUAUCAAAAAGACUGAUACAAUUUAUGUGUUUGCUCCGGAUCUUUGCAGAACAAUACAUUUAACAUUUGCGGAAGAAAUGGAGUAUAAUGAUAUACCAGCAUAUCGUUUUACGGUAAAGGAAGAUUUGUUGGAUCCAGCGGUACCCAGUAAUGAAGGAUUUUGUCACAAUGAUAGGAAAACAUUCUUUUCAGAAGACGAGGAAUGUCUUCCCAAAGGACUUCUAGAUCUCAGUCAUUGCUACAAUGGUACACCGCCCAUUCUGUUUUCAUUUCCUAAUUUCCUUUAUGCUGAUAAAAGAGUAAAAGAAUCAGUUAUUGGUCUCAGUGAAAGUACGGUACAACAUGAUAGCAUCAUUAUUGAAAUUGAACCGCAAACUGGAACACUUCUUAGGAGUUAUAUACGAUCUCAGAUUAAUAUUGCUAUGUGGAAAGGUCGUGGAAUUCUUUACAGUGCGGAUCUAUUAAGAAUGCAAAAUACGAUAAUACCACUGUUAGCAGAAUAUCAAGUAGUGAAAAUUGGUGACAAUUCAUUAGCGCUUCUCCGCAAAAUGCUUCUACUGAUAAAAGAGGCAGUUGUAUUUCUCUGUUUUAUUCCCAUCUUUGUUGGUAUUCUACUUGUUAUCAUUGCUGUCUUCAUCGAAUUAUUCCUAAAAACGAAACUAAAGAAUAAACAAAUGGGAGAGAAGAAGUGGAACAAAGUGACAGUGCGAGUGCAGCCAUAA
Messenger RNA from Cercopithifilaria johnstoni, 1554 nucleotides. NCBI's taxonomy places the organism in Eukaryota, Metazoa, Nematoda, Chromadorea, Rhabditida, Onchocercidae. The record is from the annotation of a GenBank genome assembly.